This is a messenger RNA of Pelmatolapia mariae (spotted tilapia), 2708 nucleotides long. RefSeq names its product STEAP family member 2, metalloreductase (gene steap2). The coding region runs from base 307 to 1842 and encodes 511 amino acids. Gene Ontology annotation, molecular function: cupric reductase (NADH) activity; ferric-chelate reductase (NADPH) activity. Gene Ontology annotation, biological process: copper ion import. The transcript has 6 exons. Lineage: Eukaryota; Metazoa; Chordata; Actinopteri; Cichliformes; Cichlidae. The record is from RefSeq and is a predicted model, not a curated record. Gene Ontology annotation, cellular component: plasma membrane; endosome.
UACUGAGCAGGCAACAGUGACGUGUUUCCUGUUUCACGGUGAAACAGGAGACGGAGUGGAGCUGUGGGAGGUGUCGUGGGUGAUGUACAGAGAGCAGGCUUCGCUUCAGUGUUGUCUGCAGAUAAUAUCGCCUAAAAAUAAGUUCCGUGUGAGUGAAUGGAGAUGGCGCGAGCGAGUGUGAUGACGUCACGCGGUAGAGGCUGAGCAGGAGGACCGGGAGGGUGAGCUAGCAGCUGCGACAGCAUCCCCGCGUGAGUGCCGGGACACACGGCCCACUGAAGUCCACACAAGCAGGACACAGUAAGGAUGGACUCCAUGUCUCUGAUGAGUGGAAGCAGGAACCCCGUGUUCCUCACAGCCUCCUCCUCCCACCAUGCCCAGGCCCCCCUGCUGCCCAAAGGCAUGAAGAAUGGAGCUGCAGAUCCAGGAAGCUGGUGCGUGUCUGCUCAGCCUACUGUGGCCAUUCUGGGAUCAGGUGACUUCUCCAAGUGCCUGACCAUUCGCCUGCUGCGCUGUGGCUUCCGUGUAGUGGUGGGUAGCCGCCAUCCCAAAUUGGCAGCCCACUCAUUUCCACAUGUGGUGGAUGUAACACACCACGAAGAUGCUGUGGGGAAGGCUAACGUUGUAUUCCUGGCAAUCCGCCGUGAGCACUAUUCUGUUGUGUGGGACCUCAAACACCUACUGGAAGGGAAGAUCCUGGUGGAUGUGAGUAACAAUAAGCGAGCGAACCAGUAUCCAGAGUCCAACGCUGAGUAUCUGGCUUCACUGCUGCCAGACUCUAUCGUGGUCAAAGGCUUCAACGUCAUCUCAGCCUGGGCCAUGCAGCAGAGCUACCCUAAGGAUGCCAGCACACAGGUGUUCAUCUGCAGUGACUCAGUGGAGGCCAGGCAGCAGAUCAUGGAAUUAGCCCGGCAGCUCAACUUCCAGCCGGUGGACAUGGGCACCCUGUCUUCUUCCCGUGAUAUUGAGAACAUGCCUAUCCAGUUAUUCCCUGGCUGGAAGGGCCCCGUUCUUGCUGCUGUGGCCCUCUCCAUCUUCUUUUUUUCUUACUCGUUUAUUCGAGAUAUAAUUCACCCAUAUAUGAAAUACAAGCAGAGUGACUUUUACAAGAUCCCAAUAGAGAUAGUGAAUCGGACACUGCCUACCGUCGCCAUCACUCUCUUGGCCCUGGUGUACCUUGCAGGACAGUUAGCAGCUGCCCACCAGCUCUACUAUGGCACCAAGUACAAGCAUUUCCCGCACUGGCUGGAAAACUGGCUGCAGAGCCGGAAACAGCUGGGCCUCCUUAGUUUUUUCCUGGCUGCUGUUCAUGUUCUCUACAGCGUGUGCCUGCCUCUGAGAAGGUCUGAGAGAUACCUGCUGCUCAACACUGCUUAUCAACAGGUCCACUCUAACAUGGAAAGCACGUGGAACGAGGAAGAAGUGUGGAGGGUGGAGAUGUAUGUUUCCUUUGGGAUCAUGAGUCUGGGGCUGCUGUCUCUGCUGGCUGUCACCUCCAUCCCGUCUGUCCACAGCACGCUCAACUGGAGGGAAUUCGGCUUCAUACAGUCCACUCUGGGGUACAUCGCCCUGCUCAUCGCGACCUUCCACGGGCUGCUGUUUGGCUGGAAACGCGCCUUUGAGGAGGAGGCCUACCGCUUCUACCUGCCCCCCAGCUUCGUCGUGGCCCUGGCUCUCCCAGUGUGCGUCAUCGUUGGGAAGCUGCUGAUCCUGCUCCCUUGCGUUGCCCGCAAGCUCCACCAGAUCCGCAGGGGUCAGGACAGCAGUGAGAUGAGGGGCAAGCGCAUGGAGCCGGUGGGCUCAGCUGCCCACAUUUCCCCUGAGAGGGUCACCAUUAUGUGAUCGGCUACCUGCCUGUUUGUAGCUACAGGUGAGGAACCACUGUAGUGCUUCUCACUGAGGGACUGUGUGUCUGAUGACAGCUUCAUGCUGUGGACCUGUUGCUGUAUCCUCUUAUUUAUAUUGUUCCAGCUGCUUCGUAUUAUUGUGUAGUAUUUUAUCAGAACAUCACGUCCCUGCUUUGAUUCGCUGCUUUAACUGAAACUGCAGUUUGACUGCUAAAAGUGACGUUUGUACAGGUCCUGCUCAUCUGUGAGAACAGCUGUUUGCUCUUCUGUGACAUCACAUGUGAAAGUGACUGUGGGGUGUAGCAGAGGCACUGUCGGGGGGACAGACCUGUAGCUCUGAUGAUGUUGGAGCACAGCUGCAGCACAUCUGUUUGCUCCUUUUCUGUCUCUCCUCACUGUAACACUGCACACCUGCAUUUACCUGUGUCUGUCUCUGCAGAGGCUGUCAUUAACACAUGCAUUGUUUUCCUUACAGACCGUCGUAGAAGUGUGUAACAUUUGUGUGUCAGUCAGUGAAACGUGUUCCCGUGACGCUCAUGUGACACACAGCUUCACACUGAGUGUUAGUUUAUAGUAUUUAGUUGUAUUUUUACACAGUGAAUGAACAGCCUGUGUCUAAUCUGCAGCACAUUCAGCUGCUGUUAAAUAAGCAGCAGCGCCCUCUGCUGUCCGAAUGAAGACUGGCUCCAGAAAUCGUACUUCUCUGUAUAUUUAUUGAGUUUGUGAGGUUAACGCUUUAAGGAUUAAGGAGAUCUACAGCAGCUGGAUUAGACGACGGGCCGGGGUGGUGAUGGAGGACAGGAGCGGCAGACCCAAGCUCGAUGAGAACGUCAGAGUACAAAUAAACUUUAUCAUGAACAA